GCCUCUCGAGAUUCUUGGCGCCCGCUCGCCGUACUUGUUCAACGCUUUGCAAGCCACACCCCCACUUCUCUCACACCCAACCUGAUCGCACACGUCUCUCGUCUUGUGGCUUCGACACUUCUCUUGGUUCUCCCUCGUCAACUCGCCUCUCCAUGUCGCCGUCAAUGAAUUCGAAUGUCGACCCUGUUGUAUCCGGAGGAACUAGGAGGGCGCAUGUGUGGGCGAAUCCUGAGCCUUCCUGGCCUUUUGCUAGUGUGUCACUACCACCCCAGCAUCCAUAUCAUCUCGGCAUGGACAGUAGGGCCGCAGGUUAUAUUCUGAUGCUGGCUUCAUUGCACGAUAGUCCUGCGAUGAGCCGGCCUCUUACUAGCUCACCUCCGUGGACCCUCAGCCAGCAAUGUACACAACGAACCCAACAGACGACAGCUUACCGCAUGCCGGCCCAGACCGAAGUAAUGGAAUUUGGAGCUCAACCGUCAAUUCAACCACGUCCUACCCAAAGCUCCGCCGUUACUCGUACCGACUAUUACGUUCCCCAGACUUCACCAAGGCCUUUCUCUCCGACGUUGCCUGAAGUGUUUGAACAGGUGGAAAGAGGCCCUUACGGAUCCACGCCAGCUUGCACUCUCCAACCGUCUUUUCCCUGCACUCCACCAAGAGCACCUUCGCCUACCGAGUCUGAGCUCUUCGAGGAGGUGGAAAGAGUCAGACAUGAGUCCGCACGACCUCCCACCCGCUAUCGGCUCUAUUCUAGCAUUAUAAAAAGGGCUCCUUCCCCAACAAUGUCCGAAUUCAUCGAGCAAGCUGAACAGGCUCGGUACGAGAAGAGGCGCAGAGAUUCCGGGUCCAAUUGCGGGUGGGAUUGAAGAUCCUUUGUAUCCUGAGUGCUGGAAUUAAGCCACACAUGUCCUUUUAGCGUUGAUGUUAGAAGGUUCAAGGUUCCUUGUGGUACAAGAGGUGGAGGGCGUUGUUACGUCAAUGUUAACGUCAAUGUUAAGAGGCGCCUGCGGUUCAAGUGGAGGAAGUCCACGACUGUUACAUUCUGGAAGAUUACACCUGUGUCUUGGGGGGUAUUGAUGUACUGGAUGAUUUGGGGUCCUCGCAGUGUGUUGGAAACGGAGUACGAGUUUUCUGGUCAGACACCACCAACAGCGCUUUGGAUGGCCUGAGCAUAUGUAUUAUCUUUGUACCAUCGCGGCCUACUUUUGUUCUUGUUUCUCUCCCAGUCCUGUGCCGCCUUGAAUUGGGCUCUUUUUGCCAAUCAAUGCAUAGGUGUUAAUAGAAAUUGAACAAUGUCAGAUGAUAUUUGCGUCUGCAUAUGCAUGAUGUGUCGG
Molecule: messenger RNA, 1334 nt
Organism: Westerdykella ornata
Lineage: Eukaryota; Fungi; Ascomycota; Dothideomycetes; Pleosporales; Sporormiaceae
Exons: 1
Coding region: 153-866 (237 amino acids)
Source: RefSeq, a predicted model, not a curated record